Messenger RNA from Aedes aegypti (yellow fever mosquito), 2752 nucleotides. RefSeq names its product anillin-like. The transcript is spliced from 4 exons. Bases 1 to 1989 code for a protein of 662 amino acids. Gene Ontology annotation, cellular component: actomyosin contractile ring. Lineage: Eukaryota; Metazoa; Arthropoda; Insecta; Diptera; Culicidae. The record is from RefSeq and is a predicted model, not a curated record. Gene Ontology annotation, biological process: actomyosin contractile ring assembly; septin ring organization; mitotic cytokinesis.
AUGUCAUCUGGCAAGUACAUAGGGGAAGGGGUGAUCGAAUCACUUCAGAAGUACCAGGACAGAGGAUUGGACGAUUUGCUCACGUCGUUACGCGAUAACAUCACCAUCUCGGAGAUUGGAACAAUCGACACGGAAUCGGACGCUUUUGUGACCGGAUACGAUACGGUGGAUUUUAACCGGAAGAUUGAAUCGGAUCGGAAUAAGUUGGAAUCAAACGCUUCGGGCGAACGUGAAGGAUUGAACUCCAGCAUCGGUACGGACAAUAUUUCGGAGCUGAUGAGUGUACAGGAGUACAGUGGAUCGAAUCUUUCGCCGGUCAACAGUUCGCCGUCGUCGUCGGACAAGAUGCGUAUGAACGGGAGUGAUAUCUAUCGGAGUCUGAAGGAUAGGUUGCGUUCGUCCUUUCGGAAGAGCAAAAGGUUCAUCAAGAAUGAGCAUCGAAAGAUUGCGAAUCUGUUCGACGAGAAGUCCAAUGUGAAGCGAGAGGACGGUAACCGAGUGGCGUUUAAUUUGGGCGAUUAUCAGCGAAAGUACGAGAGUGAGGUUGAUGCUGAGGAGAUCUAUCAAUCGCUGAGUAAUGCUGGGUCGUUGACGGAAUUAAACAAUCAGUUCCUGGCGGAGUUGGUCAAUCAGAUUAAGACUCAGUGCGAUUUGAAGAAACAGCUGAAGCAAGCGCUGGCGGUUUGUCGAAAUACGAGGGAGUUUGAGUGCUCCUCGGAAUUGAUCGAAGCCGAACGGUUGAUGUUGCUUUCCACCCUGAAGGAGACCGCCGCUAGGAACGAGCUCAGCAAGAUCGACUACAACGGAAACGAAAAGCUGUUGAGCGAUAGUAAGAAAGUCGGCGUUGUAGCUUUGAAUCAUUUCGAGUUUCCGUUGAAGGAAACUGCCAUGAAUGAUAUGCUGUUCAACUACUUUUACCUGAUCGUGUGCUCGUACAAGAACCAGGUAAAGGCAACUCUGGCCAAGGAACGCUACGAGGACCGGGUGUGCUUUCGAAACUGCGAGAUCAAAUUUCACGACCUGGAUGCUGACUACGAAAUCCGGGUAGAAGUCUACGUGCUGCGGCUGCGAAAGAAUGCCCGGAACUACAGCUUCGAGAGCAAAUAUCAUUUGAACAAGGACAACAAAACCCUGUUCGACUCACUUCCAAGUCCGGCAAAGCUUCGCAAUCCGGCCAAAUUACUCACGCCUCGCUCCAGCUCCCCGAAAAACUUCGACUUCGAUAACGAAUUUUCUCGCUUCAAGUCGCAAGGAUACAUCACACUGAAUUCCUCCCACCUGCUUCCAACGAGCAGCCACACCCAACACCCGUUGGCCAACGAUCAGCUUCUGGAAAGCUGCCACCAUUCGCCGUACUACUCGGCUUCGAGUAACUUCCAGCAGAUGGUGCGCAAACAGGGCGACCACAACAUCUACCUGGUGGAGGAUUUCAAGUAUCUGCAGCUGGACUCGACGGUGUACAACUCGAAUCUGCUGGGCGGCAUCGGGAUGAGUUUUAAGAGUGAGGUGCUCUUCAUGAACUCGGACAUCAGCGGGUUUCUGACGGUGGGCGACAUUCGGAACGAAAGGAUCGACUGGAGCCGGAAGUGGUGCAAGGUGAAUGGAUUUGUGUUGGAAUUUUGGAACUACCCACAGGAAUGUCAAGAGAAGCUCCCCACUCUCCAAAUCGAUCUGACCAAGUGCAUCAGCGAACAAGUUAAUCUUGCAGAUCGGGCGAUCUGCUCGCGACCUCGCACACUACAGGUGGAAGUAAUCGCCAAGGGAAUCAACAGCUGCAGUAGCAGCGGAAUCAGCAGCUACAAAGAUUCCGAUUCACAUCGAAAUACCGAUCAACAGCAGUCUCAGCAACCGCCCCGCUCCCCAUCGCAGUCCCAUCAAUCGGAACAAACCAGAAACUAUCUGCUCUCGGUGGAUACACCGAACGAGCUCAAAAUGUGGCUCAACGAGCUGAAUCGCGUUGUUAAGUUUUUAAAGGAAUGGAAAAUCUAGAUUCGUAAGUUUUACCACGGGAUCGACACACGUGUGCAAUAUAUGAUUUGUUAUGAUGGUAGCUUUUUGUCCCUUCAUCGAAGGGAGUUUAGUCGUAGGUCUUAAACAAUAGAAACCGCACUGAGAAGCAGGAGAGUGAAUCUCAUCAAAGUUGUUUAAUAGCAAGUGCCUUCAUCCUAACGAAAGAUUUCAGAUCAUAGUUUUAAACGUCGGACAACUCGAUUCUGUACAUAAUCUAGGUAGAUUUUAAUAUAUGGUAAUUGUACUACAUUCCACCGGAACAGCCUGCGAAUAAUCGUUUCACUAUCAUUCCACCUGUACACUAAAUUGUAAUAUACAAAAGACUUAAACUGAGAACAAUAAUAGCAGCUAUGUACUAGCACAAAAUAGAUCAUAAAACAAUUAGCAUAUUUCAAUACACGCCACGAAUUCAACGAAAGAACAACCAGGAAAGACUUACAAAAAUCACACACUAAUCCCAACUCAAUCGAAAUGAUCUCAAUUGGAGGAUUAAUUCUCAUACCACCACUCAUAGGUUAUUCUACUGUAUAAGCUUUAGGUAGCUACACAAUGUGAGACGGUAAAUUGUGCACGUUUUUUUUUUGUUUAUGGGCAAUCACUUACAAGAUAGUUGUAAAAGUACUUUCGGUCGUUGAGGCUAGAAACUUGGUAAGUUGAUGAUAGAGAUGAAUGUCUAUAGGAAAUGCGCAUAUUUUAGGUGAAUCAGGAAAUUGAAGAAAAUGAAUCGAAUGUCCGGAAUCUA